AAACAUUCUCAGCUGCCUCAGACAGUGGGAGGAGACCUUGGUGUAAUCAAGGAUUCCAAAGAAGCUUAGCUCCCAGCUCUGGACAACGUUUGGAAUUGCCUCUGCCUCCUUCAUAGCUGCUGGUGAGUACUUUCGACUGCUUGGCAUGGAAGACUUUAGGGCCUAAGGUGGGGUGGCUGGCUUCCAAGCCUUCCAUUAUCCCUGGAAAUUCACCACAUGCUACCAUUAAAACUUAUCUUCCUCUCCAGAUUGCCCUCUCAUCCAGCAUAGGAAUAAGCAAGCUGUAGCACUUUCCAAUUAGCAAAUUGAUGAGCAUCUCCCUGCUAAUAUAUGAAAGCAGGAACAGCAGAGGAGAUGUGUUGAGUGAAAACAUAUUAGCUUGGUCUCUGGUAUAGCUUGUUGACUGGCACCUGCUAGCUACUGAACAUGCCCCAGCUGUUUGGGUGGGGCUGGAAAGAAAGGACUCUCCUUCCUUGGAGGUUUUUAAGCAGAGGUUGGGUGGCCAUCUGUCAUGGAUGCUUUAGCUGAGAUUCCUGCAUUGCAGGGGGUUGGACUAGAUGCCCCUUGGGUCCCUUCCAGGUCUAAGAUUCUAUGAUUCCAUGAAUGGGGAGAUACAUUUCUUUUUCCAUCAAAGCUCACAACAAAGUGGUUGCGGCUGAGUAACAGAGCAUCUGCUUUGUAUGCCCCAAAGUCCCAGGUUCAAUCCUGGGCAUCUCCUCUGCUGGAUAAUCAAAUACUUAAAAUACUUUGCCUCUGCUGAUAAAUCAAUUCACGGUUGCCCCAAACCCUGGGGAGCUGCGGCCAGUCUGUGUAGACAACACUGAUCUAGGUGGACCAAAGGUGUGGCUCAACAUGAGGCAGUUUCCUAUCCAAAGGCAGUUGGAGGCUUUUGCAUUUGGUUUGCAAGAAAAAAAGGGAGAUGCUUCAUUUGGCUCCAAGUGAAUGCUGAUGCUUUUUAAAGGGGGAGAUGAACAUUGUUUUACAAGCUGGCAUUGGGGAGUUGCCUGCUCCCCGUUGCUCAUCAUGCACAGUUGGGAGUUCGUUCUAUUAAAAAAAUGCUGUUAAGUUUCCAGCAGUCUCUGUGCACGAGGAGAAAAUGAAACAAUCUCGCACAGAAGACUGGCCUCGGAAAAGGUACAGGAUGCGAAACAUUCCGUGAGUUUCUGAAUGAUAAUUAGAAUGGAGUCUGUGGCUUAAUUGGCUGUUUGUGAGAGAGGAAGAAAAUGAGACAUCAAAGGCAAGCGGCUGGGGGGAGAGAGGAGACAAAUUUGCUGCUUGCAACCAUAUUAGGGAACUUCCAAAUACAGAGAGUUUUAAUUCAUAACCGUAUUUAUACAGUGGUACCUCGGGUUACAUACACUUCAGGUUACAGACACUUCAGGUUACAGACUCCGCUAACCCAGAAAUAGUACCUCGGGUUAAGAACUUUGCUUCAGGAUGAGAACAGAAAUCGGGCUCUGGCGGCGCAGCGGCAGCUGGAGGCUCCAUUAGCUAAAGUGGUGCUUCAGGUUAAGAACAGUUUCAGGUUAAGUACGGAACUCCAGAACGGAUUAAGUUCUUAACCCGAGGUACCACUGUAUAGGAACCUUAUGAGUGUCUGACCAGACUUGGGGGGGGGGGGGCACGAUUUCUGGGGCAACACAAAUCCGAGGUUCGAAAUCCGCGAGUGACAUCAUUUCAACACACGACUCCUGCUGCAUCUCAGCGUUUGACUCUUGGGGAGCCUGACCCUUCUGGUCUCUUCUAAACAAUCCCACACAAGGCCCUUCCUCUCCCAUCCAGGCCUCUUCUUUACUGAUUGAUCCCUGGAUAAAAGUCGAGAGUGAGGGAGGGAAGAGCUAUUUUACCCAUUACGCAGAAAGAGGUGUCUGACUGAGGUGGGAGCAUUGCAGCUGGGGCGUGGCUGGGAGGGGGGCUAGAGACCGGGGUUCCCCACUCCCUCAUUCACCUCAACUGUGGCUGCCCUCUGGGCUAGUCACUAUCUCUCACCACAACCUAUUUUGCAGGGUUUUUGUGAGGAUAAAUUGGACGGGGGAGAGAAACCACACAUGCUGUUGUCUUGAGCUCCUUGAAGGAAAAGGAUUGAUGUGUUGUUAUCAUUUAUUUUUUUUAAGUGAAUUAACUAACUUCCCUAAUGAACCCGCAGGGAUAGGCAAAAACACCAACCAUGCAGGAGACUUGCAGACAAGGGUGAAAUAGUUCUGCGAAGCCCCUUCUCAGACAGAGCUGGUAAUCAGAAAACAAGGAAGACAGCAGUGAAGGCACAAGCAGCAUUCAUCAAUAGAAACAACCUUUUUGAAUAUUUAUACAUUUCAAAAAUGUAUUUAUGGGAAAGCUGUAUACUGGGGAGAGGGGGGGAGGUUUAGGACAAUAGUGCUAAAGCUCUCCCACCCUGACGGACCUCCUGAAAAUUGUUGGGGGUCUCAGCAGGCUACUUAAUAAACUACUUUUAUCCUACAGAUGGAAGAACAUGCAGGAUCCAUACUUCAAUACCUUUCUACUGCGACGGAUGUGGGUGUGUUUGUGAGCCAAGUUCUAGGAAGGCAGGAUGGGGCAGAGAUAUUUUGGGCUGUUCGGCAGCCUUUUUUUGUGCACUGCCUGAACCAAAGCUUGGAAGACCACAGUUUGAGGAGCAGCGUAUUGUAGCAGUUAGAGCAUUGCAGUAGGACUUGGGAGGUGCCCCUGAAUGAUCACAACCUUGAACUCUUUGGAGGAAACAGGGGUUAUACAAAUAAUAACAAUCAAGCAAACCUCUGGCUUAGGAUAGCCACACACUGGCAAAACUGGGCAUCUCCCCCUUCAUAAAUGAAUGGUGGCCUCUAGAAGGGAGUAGGAGAGAGCGAAAACCAAGGUUGCUUGGACAGAACCUUGUGCAGAGCUUGGGAACUCAUCCUCCCUGAUCAUUGGCUGUGAUGGGAGGGGAUGCUGGGAACUGGAGUCCAACAUCCUCUAGAGCUGAGUUUCCCAAACUUAGGUCUCCAGCUGUUUUUGGACUACAACUCCCAUCAUCCCUAGCUAGCAGGACCGGUGGUCAGGGAUGAUGGGAACUGUAGUUCAAAACCAGCUGGAGACCCAAGUUUGAGAAACCCUGUUCUAGAGGGUCACAGGUUUCCCAGUCUGAGAUCCAGUGUAGAAUUUGGAGCAUGGGUGGCAACUUGAAUAAAAUAUGGGGGGCAGGUAAGGCUCACCUCGCACAAUCAAUCACAUGAUGCAGCAUGUGCAUACCAUUUGAAUGGCAAUACCUAUCAACUUUGAGGGAGGACGGCCCUGUCAAAUAUUUUUUUUGGGGGGGGGGCUGAAGGGACCUCGGCCCCUAGGAGUUGGCUCUGGAGAGAGGUAGGUAUAGCAGACCUAGACCUUCAUGUGUUAUGGAUGUAGCCACAGCUGGUAGCCGAGGGGCACAAAUCACAGCAGUUCAGAGUUGAUGGGCUCCUUAGACCUCAGUUCUGUCUCUAGCAAGGCUAGGCAAGGCCUAGGGAAGCUUUUUGCACCCAAGGGCUGCAAUCUCUCCCGGGCAACCUCCCUUGGGCCACAUAUCAGUGAUGGGUGUGGCAGAGGCAAAAGUAGCCAGAGCAACAAAUGGGUUGUUGUUUUUUGCCUUUGUACAGUAGACUACUUUCGACACACAUUCACACACACACACACGGAAUAAGCUUCCUCUUAUUUUAAUUAACUAACGGCUUUCUGGAGAGCCUCCCCCCCUCCAUUAAACCUCACUGCAGUGCUUCACACAGUGGUUUGGCAACCACUCCCUGAACAGCUUGCCUAGGCCGUCUGCCACCGCCAUGACUUUCUUGCCUACUUGUCUGCUGUUCUGUCAUCACACUGAAGUGGGCCACCUACUGGUGGCCCUGUGAACUGCAGCUUGAUAACAGCCUUACAUGUACACACACACACACACACACACACACACACACACAGUAAAACUGAUUCAUUUUUUUACCCACACUGUCAUAAACUCUACGCAAACGAGAGGUACUUUCAUUAGCUCAAAAACAUACUGCUUGAUAUAUCCUUGAUAUUCAUUGUUCCAGAACAGAAUGAAAAAUGCCCGCCAUUCCAGAAAGUUCAUAGAAUCAUAGAAUCAUAGAACUGGAAGAGACCCCAAUGGCCAUCUAGUCCAACCCUCCUCUGAUGCAGGAACCUAAACUUAACAGGAAUUUGCUUGCUUCUGAAACAUGUCACCUUCACCAUUACUGAAAGCACAAAAAACAAUGUGCAGACUUAUUCAGUUUAUUUCUACUUGUUUUGCAUCUCCUUCCAUGGAGGUUUUUAAGCAGAGGUUGGGUGGCCAUCUGUCGUGGAUGCUUUAGCUGAGAUUCCUGAAUUGCAGGGGGUUGGACUAGAUGACCUGAGGGGUUCCUUCAAAUUCUACAAUUCUAUGAUUCUAUACUACUACUACUACUACUAUCACUACUACUAAAUUAAUAAUAAAUUUUAUUUAUACCCUGCCCUCCACGGCCAGAACUAGGCUCAGAGAGGCUAACGCCAGUAAAAUUACAGUAAAAACAUAAUAGGAGGAAAAAAACCAGGUUAAAAAAAUACAGGUUAAAAUACAAUUUAAAAUGCAGCCUCAUUUUAAAAGUAGCCCAUAGAUCAAAACCAUAAGGGGAGGGAAACAUAAGGGUUAGACUGAGUCCAAACCAAAGGCCAGGCGGAACAUUGUUUUCCAUUGUGAGGAACCUCUGAGUAGGAUUUCCAAUUCUGGAAGAUCAGGGAUCAGGGAUUAUAUCUGAGGAAAGGUGGACAUUUAUCAGCCAGCAUAAGGACUUUGCAGCCAUUCAGGGUUUUUCUGGUGCUUUUCAGCGACAUCUCCAACUUCCUUCCUUAGGAAUGUGCCUGCUUCCCCACUGAAUGUCUUUUGCGUCUUAUUUUCUUUUGCAGACAUUUUGGUCCAGGGAACAUCUUUCCUCAAACAGAGACUUUCCAUCACCAUGCAGGCUGCCCUGGGACUUCUCCUCUUUUCUGUGCUUCUUGCUGGAGGUAAUUAGAGACUGGAGAGAUAUCCAGUUCAUUUUCAUGAGAACCAGCCCAAUUUGAACUUUACAAGAGCCUUGAGCUAGCCUUCAAAAUUUGACCCUGUGGGUCUCCACCCCCCACAAUAAAAAAAGAGAAUUGUAGAGUUGGAGGGAACAACUAGGAUCAUCUAUCCCAGUGUUUCCCAACCUUUUCCCGACAGUGACCCCCUUCCAACCUUGUUUUCUUCCUGUGCCCCCCCAUGGGUUAGUCAAGGGGGGCAGGGGGCAGCAGCACCCCAAGAAGUAAUAUAUGGGAGAAUUUUAAAAAGUAAGUGGUCCUCACUGACCUGGUGCAAAAAGAUCUUGUCAUCCGGAGGAGCCCUGACUCCCUAGAUAAAACACUAUAGCCCCACACACCCUUACUUGGGAGUCAGACCCACUGAACUCAGUGCAGCUUUCUUCUGAGUAGACACUUACCGUAUUUUUCGCACCAUAGGGCGCACUGGACCAUAGGGCGCACCUAGUUUUUAGACGGGGAAAUCAAUAAAAAAAUCUCCCCCCCCCAGCCCCAAAGAGCAGCGUACAGGUUGCACACAACCUCUCCCUGCUGGAGGAGUUGUGCGCGGCUAUGGAACAAGCCAAGGCGGCGAGUGGGAUGGAUCCCGCUGGCUGCUUUGGCUUCCUCUUUAGCCCCUCGCAAUGCCUCCCUGCCGGGAGAGGCUGCGCAGGGCUAAAGAAGCCAUAGCCCCGUGCAGCCUCUCCCUGCCGGAGGGGUUGCGCGCGGCUAUGGAACAAGCCAAGGCAGCGAGCGGGAUCCAUCCCACUCGCUGCCUUGGCUUCCUCUUUAGCCCCGCGCAAUCUCUCCCUGUCCAAUGGAGCGAAAAAUACGGGUAGUUAUUUCCUAGAUGCAAGUCAGCAGCCCCAGAUGACCUCGCUUGGCUAGGUGCUGGGGUGGAUUUCUGUUCUGUUGUUCUUCCCAAUGGGAAGGGGGGGGAGGGAAAUUUUAGGGCAUCAUAAUGUCUGCCAUAAUAAUGUACGUUUGUAUUAUGCACAUACAUAAUAAUGUAUGUACUGGGUUGUUUUCCUGGACGAGGGCUGGGAUUACCAUAGUAAUCCCAUAGUAUGAUUACCAUACAGGAUUAUAUUAUAUUUUAGGGCAAAUUAAACUUCCCCUACUUUAUUCCUAGUGGUGAGAAAAGGGGAAAGAACAAAAAUAUGCGAAUGGUUUAGAGGGCUCAGCAUAAUGCCAUCCCUCAUCUCCCAUCAAAAGGCAGUUAAUUGCUCAGUUGUGUUAUCAUUUCUGGCUUUAUUUUACACACACCCUUUUUAUUCCCUUUCCCCAGCUAGUUCUUUGGAAUGUGAAGUAUGCAGCAGUAACGCUAAAACUUGCUCUGGACGAAAGGUGACUUGUGAAGAUAAGAAUGAGGUCUGCCAACGUUUAGUGACUGAAGUUGGUGGUAAGUGAGAGGGAGCCUAAGUCUUUCUCAGCCAAUGGUAAUGCUGUGCUGUGCGUUAUCCUCGGGAAUAUAUGAAGUAGCCUAGUGGGUGGAGCGAUGGUUGAAUGCGGGAAAUGUAUGGUCAUUCAGAUGUUCCUGAAUUCCAACACCCAGCACCCCUGACCCUCAACCAUGCUGGCUGAGGCUGAUGGGAGAUGGAGCCCCAACAAUACAUGUAAGGCCACACCUUCCCCACCAGUGAAGAAAGGACAACUGUGUGGUGAGUCCACCAAUGUCUGGAAGGGCACUGACAUAUAUGGAUUCAAGUUUGGCUCACCUGCGUUUUGCUUCAAAGACAUGUCCCAUUUUAUUUUUGAAUUACAGCCCUUUCCUGGGGUAAGAGGAAAAUUCCAGAGCAAACUUUUCAAAUGCAAGAAGAAUUUGGAGAGAGAGAGAGGAAGGGACUUAUAAUUGCAGUGGGGGCUUCUUCCCUCCUUCCCUUUUCUUUUUCUUUUCAGUUUAAAUUUUUUAUUUUCAAAGUUUUAAAACAAUUUUACACACACACACAUACACGUUUACAUUAAACCACAAUCCAUAUCAGUACAUUUAUGGGGUUCCCUGAACCCCCGGACUUCCCCCCUCCUCUCCCUUGGCUUCCAAAAUUUAUAUUUCUUUUUUACUGCAUCUAAUUACAUUUAUCUAAAUUAUUACACAUCAAUUUUAUCCUUUGUCGUUUUAAAUUACAAGUGCCAUAUCACUCCUGCUAACCUUUUUAAAUGUUUACAGUGUUCCUUAACAUAUUCUAUAAAGUUAUGCCAUUCUUUGUCGAAUUUAUUAUCCUCUUGGUGCCUGAUCUUCCCAGUUAGCCUUGCCAUUUCCACAUAGUCCAUCAUUAUCCAUUCUUCUUUCAAUGGCGUUCUUUCUUCUUUCCGUCCCUGGGCAAAUAAUAUUCUCAGCUUCUUUCCUCCUUUCAUUGCCGCUAUCAUGAUCAUUCUUACCAUUCCCCCCUCCCCCCAAUUGGCGGUGAAGGAGCAAAGAUUUGGCUAAUGCUACAGUCGUUCUGCUUUCCCACAGAACUCUGCCUUUUGAUGCUGACAGCUUGAAUGACACUUAAACGAAAAGAAAACACAAGAAAGAGAAAAAGAUCCCCCUUCCCCUUAGUCACGUUUGCAAUCAGUCUCCCCAACUGCAGACUCAUUCCACACAAACACACAAAAAGGAACUGGCGCCUGUGAAUGGGGAGUGAUCCACAGCCAUUAAUAGCUGGAAUUGAUGUGGAAACAUUUCCCCCACCCCAUGACCACAAAGAAAGUACUGUAAUGCACUUAAGGAUCCUUUUAUGGGAUAUUUAUUAGCAACCUUUAGGGUCAACCCUUCUCAAACUUGCUUCCAGUAAGAUGUCUUAAUGCACAAUGCACCAUCAAUUUCAAAUCCCAAAACAACAGUGCACAUCUUAAAUUUGCCCCGUACGGGAAAGUUGCACAGUCCUUAGUUAAAUUCUGGGAUUUGCUUCCAUUAUGCAGUAAUGGCUACCACUGGGACAGCUGCCCCAUUUAAAGGGGGAUUAAGAAAAUGCAUUGUGCACCCAGCUGUCCACGGCUAUUAGAUAUGACAUAUAUCUAGUACCUCCAGUGUCAGAGACAGCAUGCAUCUGAAUAUCAGCUGCUGAGGAAAACAUGUUGGGAAAGUGCUGUUGCAUCCAUAUCUUGCUUCUGGUCUGCCCGUAGGAAUCUGAUUGGCCAUGGUAUGAACAGAAGGAAGGACUUUGGCUUCAUCUAGUGGGAUCCUUUUUCUGUUCUUUCAAUAAAAAUAAGAUUGAUUUUGAAAAACCCAUAACCAGCAGCAAUAUGACAGAAACACCCAACCCAGUCUCAAAGUAGCGAUGUAGUACAUUUUCAGGGCCGGCUCACCCAUGAGGCAAGGUGAAGUGACAGCCUCAGGCAGCAGACUCCACAUGGGCAGCAGAUCUGGCCUCUAAGGAAUGCAUCAUCUGCUGUUGCCACCACGGUGGUGUGUUUCUUGGAGGCUGGUUUUACCGUCUCCCCGGCAGCCCCCUCCCAAUGCCGCCUCUGCAGAUGCCCGUUGGCGAAUAGGAGGCACUGCUGGUUUCCUCCUGCUCUUGUUCCUGAUGUAGAUCUUCUCUCACACCUUCUUCCCUGACUGGGGGUGGGGGGAAUGGGGACGCUACUGCCAUUUUGUGGUUUGCCUCAGGUGCCACCAUGUCUUGGACUGGCCCUGUGUGUCCCUGUUCUUAGAAACAUCCCAAGGAGCCUUUGCAAUAAAUUCACACGAACACCGUCAUAUCUUGCUGCGAGUAAAAUAAGACGUGUUCUUGUGAUUAUUUCAUGUGGCUCUGAUUUUGUUCGCCUCCUUGAGCAUGCUAUUGAAAAGAAUGGAUGCCAGUGGCAUGGAAAUGUAUUGUCUGGGCCAUAAUGGCUUGGAACAUUGAUUCUGUGGAUAACCCAUCUUUCUUUUCUACAUCCAGGGGCGUUCCACGUCGAAAAGAAGUGUGAGAAGAAGGCUGUGUGUGAGUCUUUGAAAAACCAGUUAGGGAAGUCUGCAACUGGUCAAUUUACGGGAGUAGUCAAUGAUAUUGUGUGUGACAAGGCCCCUUCACCUUAUGCAUCGCUCCUCCUGGCCCUCUCUGGGCUCCUGCUGAAGAAUGUCCUCUUCUAAUGGACCACGAGCAUCAGCUCAGCAUGAAACAACGCUUCCACCGCAUUACUUGCUCGCAUGUCAUCUUCUUUGAACUUGCUCCUUUGGCUUUCCAGUUGUUUUUGUCCUCCUGUAUGAUUGGCUGAAUGGAAAUGAAUAAAAAAAUGAUACCUGGAGGGAGAAAA
Messenger RNA from Podarcis lilfordi (Lilford's wall lizard), 9234 nucleotides. Lineage: Eukaryota; Metazoa; Chordata; Lepidosauria; Squamata; Lacertidae. The record is from the annotation of a GenBank genome assembly.